This is a messenger RNA of Staurois parvus, 406 nucleotides long. Lineage: Eukaryota; Metazoa; Chordata; Amphibia; Anura; Ranidae. The record is from the annotation of a GenBank genome assembly.
AUGUGCCACUUUCAGGUCUCCUCACACUGCUGGUGGGUUCCAUUUUGUCAUAGGGUGCUGGCAGAUUACGGGCCUCCCAUUGCUGCUGCCAGGCCCGUAAUCUGCCAUGGGCCCCUGUACCGCCUCCUCAUGCUGCUGCCAGGUCCAGAGUGUCUCAUGGGUCCCUGUACGGCCUCCCAUUGCUGCUGUCUCCAUCGCCACACUCUGCCAUGUGCCACUUUCAGGUCUCCUCACACUGCUGGUGGGUUCCAUUUUGUCAUAGGGUGCUGGCAGAUUACGGGCCUCCCAUUGCUGCUGCCAGGCCCGUAAUCUGCCAUGGGGUACCGUCCCAUGCUGCUGCCCUUACGGGCCUCCCAUUGCUGAUGCUGUGCAUGGGCCCUUGUACCGCCUCCUCAUGCUGCUGCCA